Messenger RNA from Clunio marinus, 264 nucleotides. The record is from the annotation of a GenBank genome assembly. NCBI's taxonomy places the organism in Eukaryota, Metazoa, Arthropoda, Insecta, Diptera, Chironomidae.
AUGUCAACAAACAGAAUGAAAGAAAAGCUAGGAAUAGAAUGGAAGGGAAUAUCACAUCAUAGCACUAACAAAGAAAAGAGAACCGCUCAAGUUCUUUACGUGAAGUACGACAAUCAUUUUGUUUUCUUCACUCCAAAUAAAUUGCGGCACUUGAAAACAAAGCGAAAAAAGACAGGAAAAGUUUCAGGUGACGAGCAGACUAAGACGGCUAAGAAACUUAAUUGGGAUCUGAUUUUUCUUUUACAUCUCAGAUUCGCACGAUAA